Echinostoma caproni is the source of this 813-nucleotide messenger RNA. The record is from the annotation of a GenBank genome assembly. Lineage: Eukaryota; Metazoa; Platyhelminthes; Trematoda; Plagiorchiida; Echinostomatidae.
AUGGAACUUCCCUGGUUGGUUGCAUUUUUCGUUUUACACACCUGCAGGAUCGAAAAAUAUCGACCUAAUUCGUUGGAGGAAUUGAUCAGCCACGGUGACAUUUCGAAAACGAUUUCCCGAUUUAUUGAUCAGGGUCGUUUACCACAUUUACUGUUUUAUGGACCUCCGGGAACCGGUAAAACCAGUACGAUAUUAGCGGCAUGCAAAGCUUUGUAUGCCCCAAAGGAAAUGAGUUCCAUGGUCCUUGAACUUAAUGCAUCGGACGCUCGCGGUAUCAAUGUAGUCCGCGAACAGGUGUUGAGUUUCGCAAGCACCAAGACAUUAUUUGCCGGAAAAUUUAAGCUUGUGAUACUUGACGAAGCAGAUUCAAUGACCAAAGACGCUCAGAAUGCCCUUCGUCGAAUUAUUGAAAAGUUUACUGAAAACACUCGAUUCUGCUUGAUAUGUAAUUAUUUAUCGAAAAUCAUUCCUGCUAUUCAAUCUCGGUGCACCAAAUUCCGGUUCGCGCCGGUCCCUUUCACACAAAUGAGCAAGCGCUUGGAGGAGAUUGCACUUAAUGAGAAUGUUUCCCUGAUAGAUGAAGGCAAAAAGGCAAUUUACCGCUUUACCACUGGGGAUAUGCGUAAAGCCAUCAAUCUACUUCAGGUGCGUUGUUUUUUGUUUUCAACUUCUGUUGAUUAUCUUCUACAUUCAUUGUUUCAUGCAAGUGGUGCUUAUUGGCUUUGUCGUUUCCUACUUCCUCACAUGUUUCAUGAUCCAUUACAAUUGGUGUGUAUUGAAUGUCGCCAAUUUUCAAUGUUGAAUUUUCAUUGA